Messenger RNA from Didymodactylos carnosus, 736 nucleotides. The record is from the annotation of a GenBank genome assembly. NCBI's taxonomy places the organism in Eukaryota, Metazoa, Rotifera, Eurotatoria, Philodinida, Philodinidae.
GCUUCAUUUUAAUCAGGAUUAUUAAUGAUUUUCUUUUAAAUACUUUUCAGCGAAAACCUUUUUAAACGGCAAUCGCUAUGAAGGAGGUUAUAAAAACAACAAGAAGCAUGAUCAUGGCACUUACUAUCGGGCUAGUGGAGGCAAGUAUGUGGGUGAAUGGGCUCAUGGUGUUCGCAAUGGGCAAGGAGUACUUACAUGGCCAAGUGGCGAUCAAUAUGAAGGGAGUUGGGAAAACGACACGAUGCAUGGUCGUGGCACUUUAUAUUGGGCCACUGGAGACAAGUAUGUGGGCGAAUGGGCUGAUGAUGUUCGCAAUGGGCAAGGAAUACUUUCAUGGCCAAGUGGCGAUCGAUAUGAAGGAAGUUGGAAAAACGACGAGAAGCAUGGUCAUGGCACUUACUAUUAGGCCGAUGGAAGGAAGUAUGUGGGUGAAUGGGCCGAUGGUGAUUUCAAUGGGCAAGGAAUACUUUCAUGGCCAAGUGGCGAUCGAUAUGAAGGGAGUUGGAAAAACGACACGAUGCAUGGUCAUGGCACUUUAUAUUGGGCCAGUGGAGACAAGUAUGUGGGCGAAUGGGCUGAUUAUGUUCGCAAUGGGCAAGGAGUGCAUACAUAUCCAAGUGGCGAUCGAUAUGAAGGAAGUUGGAAAAGCCACAAGAGGCAUGGUCAUGGCACUUACUAUUGGGCCGAUGGAAGGAAGUAUGUGGGUGAAUGGGCCGAUGAUCUUCGCAGUGGGUAA